This is a messenger RNA of Python bivittatus (Burmese python), 2628 nucleotides long. RefSeq names its product solute carrier family 35 member F2 (gene SLC35F2). Gene Ontology annotation, molecular function: transmembrane transporter activity. Gene Ontology annotation, cellular component: membrane. Lineage: Eukaryota; Metazoa; Chordata; Lepidosauria; Squamata; Pythonidae. The record is from RefSeq and is a predicted model, not a curated record. Gene Ontology annotation, biological process: transmembrane transport.
CCGCCGGUGGCGGCGGGGACAGCGACAGCAGCAGCGGUUUCCCCGCCGCGCUCCUGCUGCGCCUCGAACCUCUGGAUCCGCCUGAAGGAAAAACUCUGCACGUGGCACAUUGUGAAAACACUUCUCCUGGGCCAGAUACUCUCCUUGCUUAUUUGCGGGACUGCGGUCACAAGCCAGUUUCUUGCCGACAACUACAGCAUCAACACUCCAAUGCUGCAGAGUUUCAUAAACUAUUGUUUGCUUUUCCUAGCAUACACAACGACUCUUGCAUUUCGGAAAGAUGGUGAUGGACUCUUGCAGAUUGUAAAGAGGAAAUGGUGGAAGUACAUUUUGCUUGGAUUGGCUGAUGUUGAAGCUAACUACACCAUUGUAAAAGCCUAUCAAUAUACGACCAUAACAAGUGUCCAGCUCCUGGACUGUUUUGGGAUUCCUGUGCUGAUGGCUUUAUCAUGGUUCAUCCUCCGUGCAAGAUAUAAACUAAUCCAUUUCAUUGCUGUUGCUGUUUGUCUGUUGGGCGUAGGGACCAUGGUCGGUGCAGAUAUAUUAGCUGGAAGGCAAGAUGGUGAAGGAAGUGACGUGGUGGUUGGAGAUGUCUUAGUCCUCCUUGGCGCUUCAUUAUAUGCCAUUUCGAAUGUGAGUGAAGAAUACAUUGUGAAAAAUCUGAGCAGAAUGGAGUUUCUAGGAAUGGUGGGCUUGUUUGGGACUGUUAUCAGCGGUCUGCAGCUAGCUAUUGUGGAACAUAGAGACAUAGCUAUCAUUCAGUGGAACUGGAAAAUUGCCCUGCUCUUCUUAGCUUUUGCCCUGUGUAUGUUUGGGUUGUACAGUUUCAUGCCGAUUGUGAUUAGGGUGACCAGUGCCACCUCCGUCAACUUGGGCAUCCUGACCGCUGAUCUCUAUAGCCUUUUCUUUGGACUUUUCCUGUUUGGCUACAAGUUUUCAGUGCUGUAUCUCUUAUCCUUUGUGGUCAUCAUGAUAGGCUUCAUCAUGUACUGCUCCACCCCAACCCGUACUGCAGAAGUUGCCUCAACCACCUUGCCAAUGGCAGAUAGUACUGGGUUUGACAACCUUGCUUUAAAAAUUGAGGAGAACCACCUGGAUUCAACUGAUACUCUGGCAGCACAGCACAACAAAGAAGACAUCCAGGCAGAAGAGACAACAGCUACAAAAUUAACAGUCUUGUGAAAUAUGAAGUUUCAGCUGCCAGAGUUGCCCUGGAGAAGUCAGGAAGCAACAGAUAAUGAACAUAGUACUAGAUUAGGGUGGACAAACUGGAGAAAUACCAAUGGUGGAAUUUGUGUUCAUGACAAAGUCUGGAAAUGCAUCACAAAAUAAGGAGGGCUAGAUCCUUUCUUGGAACAUUGGUAUUAAUUCUUGUUCACUGAAGAUUAUUCUUAGAGCUGACAGGUGAAUAGAAAGGUAGAACUAGACUGUCUUUCUAUUAAAGAAAUCCAGAUUAUACUCAAAAUACAUGUCUUAUUUUGAGUAAUUUAUUAUGUUCUCAAAGAUUAUACAUGGUCAGUGAGGUUAGCAAAAAGAAAAUGGAAAGAGGGAAAAUGAGAAGGAAAAACACAAAUUAGGAUCCAGAGAGGCUGGAAACUCUAAAGGAACAGAGAUCAAUGUUAGUGAAGGAUUGUUACCUCUCAGACCGCUAAACGAUGAGGAUGAGAAAUUUUACAUUUUGGAAGUGUGAAUUUGGUAACAGACCCUGAUCUUAUCCAGUUAAUAUGCAGAGACAAUGUAUAUUCUUCACAUUAAUUUAAUUGCAUCCCAAUUCUUGAAGACUAGUAUACUUAUGCUCAGUUGCAUUGACUGCUGAUGCUAAUAAAUAAAGGAAAAACAUGACAAAUUUUAUGAAAUGAAAAGAUGCAUCAAAUCCAUCUUCCAGUGAAAUCUCACUAUUUUGAACUAUGCCUCUUCUGUUGGCACAGCAUUGUUUGCAGGAGAUAGUCUAUCUCUUUGGAAAUGUAAAGAUACUAUUAACAAGUGGUUUCCAAGUCAUAUGAAUUUAUGUGUAUAUAUAAACAGAAGGGAGAUAUUUGUCACCUUCCAGGUGUUGCUGAACUAUACCUCCCAGUAUCUCUCACCUUUGACCAUGCUAGUUGGACUUGCUGACAGUUGCAGUUCAGCAAUCUCUGGAGGUUCGUAAGUUCUCCAACUCCUGAUAUAAACAGAAUAAAAUGGGAAUUGUGGUCACCAUUCCCAAAUUCACCUCACUAGCAGCUCCAAGGAGAUAAUUUGAAUGCUGUUGGUCAAGUAGGUAUGGGUUUAAUCCCACUUGUUUUAUUUUCGCUGAAAAGAGUGAUCAAAAAUAUAUGAUUUCUUUGAUGGCAUUUAAAAAAAAUGUGGCACCUUCCAAGAAUUAUUGACCCACCCCUGGGGAAGGAAAACAAGGCAAGGUCUUGUUUCAAAGUGGUCUUUGGGAGGACAAAGAAACAAGGACAAAAUUCUUCUUUCAAGUUCCCAUUGUCCCCAUCUGCAUUUUUUAUUUUUGUCUUUUUGGAACAUAAGCUACUUGAAAAAUUGUAGGGGAAUGUUCUGAAAUGGGCUUGGUACUUCUUUACCUUAUUUGUUUCACAUAUAUCCUAUAUACUCUAGUGCAGUGUUUCUCAACCUUGGCAACUUUAAGAC